Messenger RNA from Manihot esculenta (cassava), 1827 nucleotides. Its product is annotated as cytochrome P450 81Q32. The record is from RefSeq and is a predicted model, not a curated record. Gene Ontology annotation, molecular function: monooxygenase activity; heme binding; iron ion binding. The coding region runs from base 37 to 1557 and encodes 506 amino acids. Lineage: Eukaryota; Viridiplantae; Streptophyta; Magnoliopsida; Malpighiales; Euphorbiaceae. The transcript is spliced from 2 exons.
CACAGAGCCAAUGAGGCUAUUAAUAUCCUUCGUGCGAUGCAACUCUAUCUUCUUUACGAUAGCACCAUGAUCUUACAUUUCCUCCUCUUUCUAGUUUUCUAUGUUCUCACCAAGCAUUUCCUCAACAAAAUCCAAAAUCUCCCAACAAGCCCAUUCCCUGCCCUCCCCAUAAUAGGCCACCUGCACCUCCUCAACAAACCUCUCCAUCGUUCCCUCUCCACCAUAUCUAAACGUUACGGUCCCAUACUCCUCCUCCAGUUUGGCUCCCGCCGUGUCCUGCUUGUCUCUUCCCCAUCUGCCGCAGAAGAAUGCUUUACCAAGAACGAUAUCAUCUUUGCCAACCGUCCACGCCUACUUGCUGGCAAACAUAUAGGCUACAACUUCACCAGCCUUGCUUGGGCUCCUUAUGGUGAUCUUUGGCGCAACCACCGUAAAUUAUCCUCCCUUGAAAUUCUAUCUUCUCACCGUCUCGAGUUACUCUCUGGUAUACGAAGUGAUGAGGUGAAGUUACUGAUCCGUCGUUUGUUUAGGAACAAAGACGAGAUAGUGGAUUUGAAAUCAGCCUUCUUUCAGUUGAUAUUGAACGUGAUGAUGAGGAUGAUAGCUGGGAAGAGAUACUACAACGAAAAUGUGGAAGAAGUGGAGGAGGUAGCAAGCUUCCAGGAGAUUGUGAGGGAGACAUUUCAAAUGGCUACAUCUAACAUGGGAGACUUUUUGCCCUUAUUAGCUAAGGUAGGAGGCGUAGAGAAGAGGCUUCUUGAUUUGCAGAAGAGGAGAGAUGGGUUUAUACAAAGUUUGAUUGAAGAACAUAGAAAUAAAAUGACAAUUUCACUCCCUGAUGAGAAAAAUAAGACGUUUAUUGAGGUUUUGUUGACGCUUCAACAAUCGGAUCCUGAAAGCUACACAGAUCAAACUAUUAAAAGCAUCAUGAUGGCUCUGUUGGGAGCAGGAACUGAUACUUCAGCUACAACCAUGGAAUGGGCGAUGUCACUUUUAGUGAAUAAUCCUGAAAUUUUGAAGAAAGCACAGAAGGAAAUUGAUAAUGUCAUGGGAUAUGAUCAUUUAAUUACUGAAUCUGAUACAUCAAAGAUUCCCUAUCUUCAAUGUAUUAUAAGUGAAGUCCUGCGAAUGUACCCAGCAGGUCCCUUGUUGGUUCCUCAUGAGUCAUCAGAGGAGUGCUCUAUUGGAGGCUACCGAGUACCACCUGGCACCAUGCUGCUUGUGAACGUAUGGAGCAUACAAAAUGAUCCUCAAGUUUGGGACGAGCCCCAGAAAUUCAUACCGGAAAGAUUUGAUGGGCGUGAGGCAGUGGUGAGAGAUGGUUUUCGGUUGAUGCCUUUUGGGUCAGGAAGGAGGAGCUGUCCUGGAGAGGGUUUGGCCUUGCGCAUGGUUGGUUUGACCUUGGGUUCAGUCCUUCAGUGCUUUGAGUGGGAAAGAGUUGGCAACGAAAUGGUGGAUAUGACUGAAGGAGUUGGACUCACAAUGCCCAAGGCUCAGCCUUUGCUAGUUAAAUGUAGACCACGUCCAUCCAUGGUGAACCUUCUUUCUCAAGUUUAAAUUAUUGGAUCUAUUUCAAUUUCCAAGAUCUUUUGGUUAAAAAGUUCGUAUCACUGUCGUUUAUAAAAAAAAAAAGUAUGUCUCCGUACAUGCAUUAACUCUUCCACUAUGGGUUCUUCUCAAUCUCAGUAUAAACCAACCGAUCCUUCACUAGAUUUUUUGUAUCAUGGAACAAAUGAUGAUGAUUCCACUUUGAGUCUCUUAUUUGAUUGCAUCUGUAUUUUAUAAUGUUCGAGUACUUGAACUUUGUGAUAAAUAAUUACACUUACA